CUCCACAGACAGCCCUGGAGCACCGGGCAGCAGAGCCCCCAGCCGCCCGCAGGCUGGAGGCAUGUGGGGGGGGGCCCUGGGGCGCAGGGCGAGGCCCAGCGGGAGCAGCCACGGGCCCCCGGCGCCCGCGUGGAGCAUGAGCGUUGACGAUGGCUGGAGCCCGAGGCCCCCCGCGCCCCCCGCUGCCCGCCGGUAGGAUGUCCUGGCCGCACGGGGCCCUGCUCUUCCUCUGGCUCUUCUCCCCACCCCUGGGGGCCGGCGGGGGCGGCGUGGCCUUGACGCUGGCCGCAGGAGGGGGCUCCCCGCCGGCCACCUCCUGCCCGGCCGCCUGCUCCUGCAGCAACCAGGCGAGCCGGGUGAUCUGCACGCGGCGCGAGCUGGCGGAGGUCCCGGCCAGCAUCCCGGUGAACACGCGCUACCUGAACCUGCAGGAGAACGGCAUCCAGGUGAUCCGGACCGACACCUUCAAGCACCUGCGGCACCUGGAGAUCCUGCAGCUGAGCAAGAACCUGGUGCGCAAGAUCGAGGUGGGCGCCUUCAACGGGCUGCCCAGCCUCAACACGCUGGAGCUGUUCGACAACCGGCUGACCACGGUGCCCACGCAGGCCUUCGAGUACCUGUCCAAGCUGCGGGAGCUCUGGCUGCGCAACAACCCCAUCGAGAGCAUCCCGUCCUACGCCUUCAACCGCGUGCCCUCGCUGCGGCGCCUGGACCUGGGCGAGCUCAAGCGGCUGGAGUACAUCUCGGAGGCGGCCUUUGAGGGCCUGGUGAACCUCCGCUACCUCAACCUGGGGAUGUGCAACCUCAAGGACAUCCCCAACCUGACGGCGCUGGUGCGGCUGGAGGAGCUGGAGCUGUCGGGCAACCGGCUGGACCUGAUCCGCCCCGGCUCCUUCCAGGGCCUCACCAGCCUGCGCAAGCUGUGGCUCAUGCACGCCCAGGUGGCCACCAUCGAGCGCAACGCCUUCGACGACCUCAAGUCCCUGGAGGAGCUCAACCUGUCCCACAACAACCUGAUGUCGCUGCCGCACGACCUCUUCACGCCCCUGCACCGCCUCGAGCGCGUGCACCUCAACCACAACCCCUGGCACUGCAACUGCGACGUGCUGUGGCUCAGCUGGUGGCUCAAGGAGACGGUGCCCAGCAACACCACGUGCUGCGCGCGCUGCCACGCGCCCGCCGGCCUCAAGGGGCGCUACAUCGGAGAGCUGGACCAGUCGCACUUCACCUGCUACGCGCCGGUCAUCGUGGAGCCGCCCACGGACCUCAACGUCACCGAGGGCAUGGCCGCCGAGCUCAAGUGCCGCACGGGCACCUCCAUGACGUCCGUCAACUGGCUGACGCCCAACGGCACGCUCAUGACGCACGGCUCCUACCGCGUGCGCAUCUCCGUCCUGCACGACGGCACGCUCAACUUCACCAACGUCACGGUGCAGGACACGGGCCAGUACACGUGCAUGGUGACGAACUCGGCCGGCAACACCACCGCGUCGGCCACGCUCAACGUGUCGGCCGUGGACCCCGGGGACAGCCACCUGGCCCUGCCCGCCCUGGAGCGCGACCACCUCAACCACCACCACUACGUGGCGGCCGCCUUCAAGGCGCACUACAGCAGCAACCCCGGCGGCGGGGGCUGCAGCAAGGGCCCGCCGGGCCUCAACUCCAUCCACGAACCUCUGCUCUUCAAGAGCGGCUCCAAGGAGAACGUGCAAGAGACGCAGAUCUGAAGCUGCCCGGGCGCGGGUCUCUCGGCGCCCCGGGCCAGGCUGGGGGGCCGCCCCGCCGCCCCUGCCCCUUUUUGGACCCGCCGGGCCGGAAGGCGGGGUAGGCGGCUCCCAGUCCCAGCCACUGCGGGGCCCCAGGGCACCCCGGCCCGGACAGGGUAGGCUCGGCCACGGGCCCCCCGGGUGGGCCCGCCUCGGCCCCGCAAACCCCGGGACACGAGGGGCACGGGAUUCAGGAGAAGUGGCCAGAACCCUCCGCGUUUCCUCCUCCUCCCCCGACGACCACUCCCAGCCCCCGGCUGUCAGGGGAGACGGAGACGGGAGCUUUUUUGAGGGGCAUCCUUUCCCCUCACCCCCUACGACCCUCGUUUUACGGUUCAUUUUUUGCAGUUUGGCGCCUGCCCUCCCUCCCCACCCCCAGUCCCGGAAACUGAAGCGCCGGACACGUCGGAGCCCCCCAGCCCCGGCCCCUCCCGGCGCGGAGCUCCCCUCUGGCCCCGCCCCGUUGCUGGGGGUGGGGGCACCUCUGCCCACCCCACCUUCGUCCCAGCCCUCACCUACCCCCACAGACUCUUUUGAUACUGAAGGGAGGUUUGCGUCAACGACUACCUGCUCUGUAAUUACUUUAAAAAAAAAACA
This is a messenger RNA of Condylura cristata (star-nosed mole), 2363 nucleotides long. RefSeq names its product leucine rich repeat containing 4B (gene LRRC4B). The coding region runs from base 150 to 1727 and encodes 525 amino acids. The transcript has 4 exons. Gene Ontology annotation, molecular function: protein binding. Gene Ontology annotation, cellular component: plasma membrane. Lineage: Eukaryota; Metazoa; Chordata; Mammalia; Eulipotyphla; Talpidae. The record is from RefSeq and is a predicted model, not a curated record.